Rhizopus microsporus ATCC 52813 is the source of this 2011-nucleotide messenger RNA. RefSeq names its product VHS-domain-containing protein. Bases 128 to 1777 code for a protein of 549 amino acids. The record is from RefSeq and is a predicted model, not a curated record. Gene Ontology annotation, molecular function: phosphatidylinositol binding; ubiquitin binding. NCBI's taxonomy places the organism in Eukaryota, Fungi, Mucoromycota, Mucoromycetes, Mucorales, Rhizopodaceae. Gene Ontology annotation, biological process: protein transport to vacuole involved in ubiquitin-dependent protein catabolic process via the multivesicular body sorting pathway; Golgi to vacuole transport; Golgi to endosome transport. Gene Ontology annotation, cellular component: trans-Golgi network. The transcript has 13 exons.
UACAAUAAGAAAAAAAAAGAAAAAGAAAUCUUAUUUGAUGUCUCUCUUUUUUAUAUGAGCGAAGGUACACCAAAUUUAUAACUUUUCUCCUCCCGAAGCUCUUUUUUUCCCUCUUAUUCGUAAAAUUAUGCCAAGCACUUUGGUGACUCUAAUUGAAGGGGCAUGUAGUCCUGCCCGUUUCGAACCAGAGCUAAGUAUAAAUUUGGAAAUAUGCGAAAUGAUUAACAAGAAACAAGGCACUGCUCCACGUGAAGCUGCGUCUACUAUUGUUAAACUUGUCAACAGUAAAAAUAUCAACCAGGCUAUGCUCGCGUUAACGUUAUUGGACAAUUGCGUCAAGAAUUGUGGCUACCCUUUCCAUCUUCAAAUUGCUACCAAAGAAUUCUUGAAUGAACUCGUCAAGAAAUUCCCUGAACGUCCAGCUCCUUUUCCUAAUCCAGUGACACAACGCAUUCUUUACUUGAUCAAAGAGUGGAAGGUGGCUCUGGCUGAUAUGUCAAAGCAUAAAGAUGAUCUUGUUCAUAUCAAAGACAUGUAUCGAUUAUUAAGAUUUAAAGGCUACAGAUUUCCCGAACUGAAAGAUGCUUCUAUUGCCGCUUUAGCUCCAUCUGAGUCAUUGAAAUCAGCUCAUGAGUUGGAAGAAGAGGAUCGUUUGGCACAGUCAGCUAAACUGCAAGAAUUGAUCCGCCGUGGUAGGCCACAGGAUUUGGUGGAAGCAAACCGAUUGAUGAAGAUUAUGUCAGGCUAUGAUACACGACAAGUACCUGAUUACAGCCAAAAGUUUGAAGAUGAACUGCAUAAAGUUCAGGAAAAGGCUAUUUUGCUCUACGAGAUGCUAGAAACAGUUAAACCAGGCGAUAGUAUUGAGCACAAUGACACCAUCGUGGAUUUAAAAAGUGCAUGCGCAAGUGCUCAGCCCAAGAUACAAAAGCUAAUCACUGAAGAAGAGGAUAAUGACAAGAUAGAAAAUCUGCUUACAUUAAACGACAUGAUCAACAACGUGAUGGCAAAAUAUGCUGAUAUUAGAAAAGGGUUAUUUGACACACAUUAUGAAAUUAGCGGAAAGCCUCCAUCGGCAAAUACUAAUUCAGGAGAAGAACCUAAACAGGCCAUCAGUUUGAUCGAUCUGGAUGAUGAUAACACCGGAAAUGGCCAGUCGACAGGCGCUGGUCAAAGUACAAACGUUUUGAAUGAACUUUCUGAUAUUUUUGGAUCCAAUGUUGCUAUUUCUCCGCCAAAUAACAAUAAUAAUAAUCAUAACAAUACAAUGGUUGAUAUUUUUGGAUCAACAACGACAGUGGCAAACUCGACGACAAACAAUAAUGAUUUGUUUGAUCUAUUAGGUGGAAGUCAGUCUACGUCAAAUAACAGUAUUGCCUCACCUUCUCUUCAUAACGUCAAUGUUUCACCACAACAAGCGGCCUCACCUGUGUUGAACCAAGGCAAGAUUGAAACAGCUACUUUGGUCAACAAGAAUGGGCUACAUAUCGAAUUAAACAUCAAGCAAGUGGAUACAAAAUAUUAUAUUAAAGCUUACUUUUCCAAUCUUUCGACUGCGCCUAUGGAUAGACUCAUGCUGAGAUUAGCAGCACCCAAGAGUAUGCAAAUAAAGAUGGAGCCUCAAUCCUCUCAAACACUUCCACCCAAAUCAACAAGAUCCGUUACACAGAACAUUGUCAUAAACAAUUCCAACAAGGAGAAUUUACGUUUGAGAUAUAAAGUCUCAUAUGAACAGUUUGGUGUCGACAUGGAAUUAGCAGGAGAUUUUCAUGCUUAAAUAAAUAAUAACUUGAUGUAUUUUAUUACAGAUUUAAAAGAAAAAUAUAGCAAAAACUCUUCCUUUUUCUCUUUCUCUCUCUCUCUUUCUUUCUUUUGUUUGAUCCCAAUGUCAUUAAAAAGAGAAAUUCAUGCAAGGGCAUUACGAAUUAUAAUGGUUAAAGGGUUUAGUAUGAUUAGCAGGAGUAGCUCUACGGAAAGAUGAGGUGCCUGUUUGUUGUUGUUGUUGCUGUUG